This is a messenger RNA of Astyanax mexicanus (Mexican tetra), 3576 nucleotides long. RefSeq lists its product as uncharacterized. Gene Ontology annotation, molecular function: nucleic acid binding. The transcript is spliced from 2 exons. Gene Ontology annotation, biological process: DNA integration. The coding region runs from base 49 to 3141 and encodes 1030 amino acids. NCBI's taxonomy places the organism in Eukaryota, Metazoa, Chordata, Actinopteri, Characiformes, Acestrorhamphidae. The record is from RefSeq and is a predicted model, not a curated record.
AGGAAAUUUAAGAAGGAUCAGAGGUACUAUAAAGACUAUGUAGCCUUUAUGAACGACAUCCUUUCACGUGACGAGGCAGAAAAGGUCCCUGAGGAAGAACUUGACCACAGUUCAGUUUGGUAUAUUCCACACCACGGAGUUUAUCAUCCACAGAAGCCAGGAAAAAUACGUGUAGUAUUUGACUGUUCUGCCAAGUAUCAAGACACAUCCCUCAACGACCAUCUUCUCACCGGUCCUGACUUGACAAAUUCAUUAGUGGGUGUCCUGUGCCGCUUCCGAAAGAGUCCUGUUGCAGUCAUGUGCGACAUAGAGCGGAUGUUCCACCAAUUUCAUGUGAAACGGGAAGAUCAAGAUUACUUGAGAUUCCUAUGGUGGGAAAAUGGCAACUUGGAAACCACACCAUCAGUGUACAGAAUGAAAGUUCAUUUGUUUGGAGCAGCCUCAUCCCCAGGAUGUGCCAACUUCGGCCUAAAACAUCUGGCAGAAAAAAGCCAAGGACAGUUCAGAAAAAACACCAUAGACUUUAUUCUGAAGAAUUUCUAUGUUGACGACGGGAUUGUGAGUCUUCAAACUGAGAAGGAAGCUAUCCAACUUGUCAAGGAAGCAAGAGACCUUUGCAACACUGGCAAGUUACGGCUCCAUAAGUUUGUGUCCAAUAGUGAGAAUGUGAUUGCAACUAUUCCAGAAGAAGAACGCUCCAUGGUCAAAGAUCCAGACAUGGCUUUGAGUUUGCCAUAUAUGGAGAGAGCUCUUGGAGUAGAAUGGUGCAUCACAUCAGACUCAUUCAAGUUCAGAGGUCAAGUGAAACCCAAUCCUCUUACACGAAGGGGUGUGCUGUCCACUGUAGCCUCUAUGUAUGAUCCUAUGGGGUUCAUGGCACCCUUCAUACUUUUGGGUAAACAAAUACUCCAACAAAUGUGCAAAGGGAAAGUUGGCUGGGAUGACGAACUUCCAGAAAACUUACGACCUCGGUGGGAGUCCUGGCUUAGAGACCUACCCAGUCUUGCUGAAAUGCAGAUUGAACGAUGCUUUCUACCAUCAGGGUUUGGCAAAGUCAAAAGGCAAGAGCUUCACACCUUUUCCGAUGCAAGUGUUUCUGGAUAUGGUGCAUGUACUUACCUACGCACCAUUAAUCAGUCUGAUGAAGUCCAUUGCUGUCUUGUAAUGGCAAAAUCAAGAGUUUCCCCGACUAACGUCAUAACUAUACCGAGGCUUGAACUCUCUGCAGCAGUUAUUGCAGUCCGAGUCAGUGAUAUGCUUCAAAGGGAGUUAGAAAUCGAAGACCUGCAAGAGUACUUUUGGACAGAUUCUACAGUUGUGCUUGGUUACCUGAAUAAUGACGCCAGAAGGUUUCAGGUGUUCGUGGCAAACCGCAUACAAAGAAUCAAAUCAAGUACAAAAACUGAACAAUGGGCUCAUGUUUCCUCUGACAAUAACCCAGCAGAUCAUGCCUCUCGGGGUUUGACUGCAGAGCAGCUUAAAACAUCAAGCUGGUUUACAGGACCAAAGUUUCUUUGGCAAAGAGAUCUACCCGACAGAGAGCUCAAGGUGGGAGAAAUCAAGGCAGAUGAUCCUGAACUCCGCAAGUCUUUUGUGUGUAACACUGAUGCAAGGGAGGUCAGAUCAAUAUUGGAUCGCCUACAGAAAUUCUCUGAUUGGUCAAGGGUAGUAAGAGCAGUUGCCAGAUUGAAACGGGCAAUUAAAGAGUUCAAAGGACUGAAGCAAAGAACUAAUAAAAGCACAAGCUUAGAAGAACGGAAAGAAGCUGAAUUUGCUAUAGUUAGAUUAGUUCAAGAAGAACCGUUUUCUCAUGAGAUUAAGAGGUUGAAGCUAAAGGACAAGGAUGCUGAGACCAAAGACAGCAAGUUGUGCAAGUUAAGUCCAUUCUUGGAUGAAGAAGGUAUCCUACGAGUGGGAGGACGCUUAAGUCAAGCCAUGUUGCACCCACAUGUGAAGCAUCCAGCAAUACUUCCGAAGAACAGCCACAUUUCGGAUUUACUCAUCAAGCACUGUCACGAAAAAACACAGCAUCAAGGGCGAGGAAUGACGGUUAAUGAAAUCCGAGCAAACGGAUGGUGGAUCAUGGGAUGUAGCAGUGCUGUUUCUUCACACAUCUUUAAAUGUGUUAAGUGCAGAAAGUUCAGGAGAUGUGCUGAAGAACAAAGGAUGGGCGACUUACCACAGGAUAGAACGGAAACAGUUCCACCCUUUACUUACACUGGCAUAGACUGUUUUGGUCCCAUCUAUGUGAAGGAAGGAAGAAAAGAGCUCAAGAAAUAUGGUCUAGUACUAACCUGCCUCUGUUCUAGAGCCAUACAUAUAGAAGUGGUUGACGAUUUGACGACUGAUGCAUUUAUCAAUGCUUUAAGAGCAUUCAUUGCCUUAAGAGGACAUGUUCGUCAACUAAGAUGUGACCAAGGAACCAAUUUUGUUGGUGCGAAAAGAGAGUUUGCAGAACUCAUGAAAGGGAUGGAUCAAGAAAAGGUGCAGGCUUUAGGAUGUGAGUUUCUUAUGAAUCCCCCUGCAGCAAGUCACAGAGGUGGUGCCUGGGAAAGGCAAAUAAGAACUAUCAGAAGUGUUCUUACUGCUAUUCUGGACCAGUCAGCACAAAGGCUUGAUGGCACCUCUUUGAGGACAUUUCUGUAUGAGGUCAUGGCCAUCAUUAACAGUAGACCACUUACGGUUGAGAAUUUGAACGACCCAACCGGACCUGAACCUUUGACUCCAAACCACAUACUUACAAUGAAGUCUACCAUUAUUCUACCCCCACCUGGACACUUUGUCAGAGAAGAUCUUUAUCUCCAAAGAAGGUGGCGCAAAGUCCAGUAUUUGGCUAAUGAAUUUUGGAUUAGAUGGAGAAAGGAGUAUCUUUUGAAUCUACAGAUUAGACAGAAAUGGCACAAGACUAGAAGAAACAUGAAAGUCAAUGACAUUGUUCUUCUACAAGAUGCGCAAGCACCACGCAACGAAUGGAAGCUGGCCAGAAUCACAGAAGUCUACCCAGGGUUAGAUGGUAGGGUGAGAAAGUUAAGAUUGCAAGUUAGUGACACUACAUUCGACAAAAAAGGGAAGCAAACAACUAAAAUAACAUUCCUUGAAAGACCUAUUCAGAAGGUUGUUACUCUGCUCGAAGCAGAUUAAGGUGUUUAAUGCGUUCAGCCUAAUUGAGUAAUUGUUAACUGGUGAACAGCUUUGUGUAAAGAAAUCCCACAUCAAGGUUUGUGAUUUGGUGGGAGUGUAACUGUUGUAAAUAAUUGCUUAUGAUGUAUAUAAUUUUUUGUGAAUAAGAGUGUAACUUUUAUUUUAUAUAUUUGGUUUCGUAAUACAAGCCAACAGUCUCGCGAGAGUAUCUCGCAUAGGUUUCGUUUUCAUGCUGGCUUCAGGCUGGACUCCUCGUGUGCUGCUAAAAAGGUUUUACUGAUAGAUGUGUUAAUGACUGAAGUGAGAAAGCCCUGUUGAGGAUAAUUCCCUUGUACGAUGCAUGCAGCCAACGAGUUUUCACGGUGGAUUAGGAGAGAAGCUUCAAAUAAACCUGUGAGGAGAAAGCCACUUGUGUCUGCCUGUGCAUUGAGGGAG